This is a messenger RNA of Apis laboriosa (Himalayan honeybee), 522 nucleotides long. It is a transcript of the gene UQCR-11, whose product is annotated as cytochrome b-c1 complex subunit 6, mitochondrial. NCBI's taxonomy places the organism in Eukaryota, Metazoa, Arthropoda, Insecta, Hymenoptera, Apidae. The record is from RefSeq and is a predicted model, not a curated record. Gene Ontology annotation, biological process: mitochondrial electron transport, ubiquinol to cytochrome c. The coding region runs from base 130 to 393 and encodes 87 amino acids. The transcript is spliced from 2 exons.
AUAUAGUUCAUUUGUAAGACAAGCAACCCAGGUUAAGAUUUUCUACCAAUUAACAGUCGUAUUACAAGCCGGAAAUUUAGUGCAUGUUCAAAAUUAAUUUAUAAUAUCUGUGUAAAAUUAAAUAAAAAUAUGUCUUUCUUACAAAAUAUUUUUAAACGUUAUAUCCCAACUGUAAAGGCUGAAGAUGAAGAAAUAGUUGAUCCUCAAAAACUACUUCGUGAAAAAUGUUCAAAACUACCUAAUUGUAGUGCCAUGCAAGAUAAAUUAAACACUUGUAACGACCGUGUUAAUUCAAGAAAAGAAACUGAAGAAACUUGUAUGGAAGAAUUAAUUGAUUAUGUAGAAUGUAUAGAUCAUUGUGUAGCAAAAACGCUUUUCACUAAGCUUAAAUAAGGUUAUGAUUUUAUUAAAAAUGUGAUUUUUAUUAUAAAACAUGUUACAAAUUAAUUCAAUACAUUGUAGAUAAUAUGUAAUGUUAGGAAUAAAUGAUAAUAUAUCAAUAAAUAGUAAUUUUUAUCAAUA